Molecule: messenger RNA, 3365 nt
Organism: Nymphaea colorata (pocket water lily)
Lineage: Eukaryota; Viridiplantae; Streptophyta; Magnoliopsida; Nymphaeales; Nymphaeaceae
Exons: 7
Coding region: 511-2817 (768 amino acids)
Molecular function (GO): protein binding
Source: RefSeq, a predicted model, not a curated record
CUGUUUGUUCGUAAUUUUGGGGUAUUGCCGCAGCCCGCAGGCCCGCAGUGUAGUGUCUCUCGAGUGAUGGGCCGGCCCAUGUUCUGAGAUCUCGAGGGCUUCUUCUCCUCCUUUUUAAGAAUUUCCUCGCCUUUCCUUUCCUCGGGAAGAAUUCUUGGGCAGGGAGGCGGGGAAAAGGUACCGGAAGGGAGAAAUUCCGUCCAUUUUUUUCUGGAAGUUGUGACGGUGCUCUUCGGGUGGAGUGGUUGGAUUAUUGAGGGGUUUGGUUUUGAGUGUAAAGACCCAGAGGUCAGAAUUUCCCCUUGUUUGAGAAAACAAGAGGCCUUUCAUUUGUGAUUCAUUCGUUUCGUUCGGUUGGUUUCGGUUCAUUGAUUUUCCUAUGCUUCGUUUGUUCGCCGGAAUUGGGCUUUUUCUUGGAUUUUUUGGGGUUUCUGUGGUUUCCAGGAUGUUAGGGUUAGGGUGGGAGUGGAAUGGGGGCUAUAGGGAUUGAUUGAAGGAGAUGCGGGGGGAAUGAAGGAGGAGGAGGAGGAAGAUGAGGAGGAGGAGGAGGAGGAGGAGAGGUUUUUCGAUUCGAGGGAGGAGAUAACGGCGACGUCUGACGCGUUGGACUACGGGGAGGUUUGUGAUCUGGGGAAGCCCGACUUGUUUGCAAACCUUGGACGGUCUGGUUUCGAGGUGUGGCUCGGCAGGCCGGAGAGUGUGCGGGAGCGGCGUGAACGGUUUCUGCGAAGGAUGGGGCUAGAUCGGAGCGAAGAGGGGGAGGCGGAAUCCGGCUGUGAGGGCUUGGAUUUGGUGCGUGUGAAGAGGGUGGAGGAUUGUGAGGUGGUGGAAUUUUGGGAUUCGGAUUCGGGGAGCGAACUCUCGUCCGGACAUACCUCGACGUCGAGUAGGUUGGAGAAUAGCUCGUGCUCGUCGAUGGAUGGAGUGGGGAAUGGAAUUGAGUAUGGUCGUGGUUUGGAUUUAAUGCUUAGAAUUAGGAAUCUUGAUGAUGGCAGUGAGUUCAUGGUUGAUGAGAAUGAUGAGGGUGGAGAUCUAGGAAGGAUUAGGGAAUUGCGUUCCGAUAGAUUAGUCUCAAUUGAUGAAUUUCAUAUGCAUCUUGGACUUUCGCCGAUUGUUCAGCGGCUUAUGAGGAGAGACGCCGAAGAAGGAGUCAAUGUGGGUGGCGAUCUAGAGGAUAUGGUGAUCAGGAGAAAAAGGUGGUUAGGAGGUUUGAUGGCGGCCAUCGGUAGUAGACAGAGACGGCACAAAUCCUUUCCGGAUGAUCCACCGAGUAUUACUCGGGAUGCUCACUGUGGGGAUAUGGAGAUUGCAAGUUUUGAAAAGGUUAAGGUGCAUCGUAUUAGGAAGAGGGAUAAGGAGUUUUCAGCAGUUUAUCGAACACAAGAGAUACAGGCUCACACCGGGGCGAUUCUCACCAUGAAAUUCAGUAUAGAUGGCGAGUUUCUUGCGACUGCCGGCGAAGAUGGCGUAGUGCGUGUUUGGCAGGUGAUUGAGUCGGAAAGAUCUAACGAACUUGAUUUACCUGAUUCUGACUCUGCUUGCGUGCACUUCACAUCCAAUAAAUCUGCUGAAUUGACCCGGACUGCGGUCAGCAAAGAUAAAAGAGGAAUAUACAGUAAGAAAAAAUCAAGCGCUUGCGUGGUUAUCCCUCCCAGGGUUUUCCGGCUAUCGGAGAAGCCUAUUCAUGAAUUCCAUGGACACAGCAGCGAUGUACUGGAUCUCUCAUGGUCUCAAUCUAAGUGCCUACUGUCAUCAUCCAUGGAUAAGACUGUUAGGUUGUGGCAGCUUGGAUCAGACAAGUGCGUUAAUGUGUUUCCUCACAAUAACUAUGUGACUUGUGUCCAGUUCAACCCCAUUGAGGAAAAUUACUUCAUCAGUGGUUCGCUUGAUGGGAAAGUUCGGAUUUGGUCCAUUCCCAAUUGUCAAGUUGUUGAUUGGGCAGAUAUAAGAGAUAUAGUCACUGCAGUUUCUUACAGUCCAGAUGGACAGAGAGCGCUAGUUGGCUCAAUGACGGGAAAUUGCCGCUUUUAUGAUGCAUCAGGUCAUUGUCUGCAGUUGGAUACGGAGAUAUGCUUCCAGGGGAAGAAGAAAUCUCCGGGCAAAAGAAUUACUGGAUUCCAGUUUCAUCCGAACAACGCUCAGAGGGUUAUGGUAACUUCUGCAGAUUGUCGAGUUCGAAUAAUUGAUCAACUCAACAUUGUCUCCAAAUACAAAGGAUUCAGGAAUCCGGCAAGCCAGAUAUCAGCAUCAUUUAAUUCGAAUGGAAGGCACAUUAUAUCCGCAAGUGAGGAUUCUCACGUCUACAUGUGGACAUACGAGUCAUCGGAAUCCCCUGUCUCCAAGCCAACAAAAAGCGUUCGUUCUUGUGAGCGCUUUUAUUCAAGAAAUGUCUCUGUUGCAAUGCCCUGGUGCAGCCCAAAGACCAAAAUUCCCGUUUCUAUUUCAUCUGGUCCUUUCGAGGCUCGGUAUAGAAGUUCAAGUGACUCGCUUGACAGCUCAGAAAAUGGUUGCCGCAGCUACUGGGAUUCUUGUGACAGCAGUCCGUCGACGACCUCAUCAUCUCCUAACAGGUUGUCAGUGGCUCAUGGAUUCUUCAGUGACGGUCUUGUUAAGGGGUCUGUAGCUACAUGGCCUGAGGAAAAGCUGCUCUCGUCCUCGUUAGGAACAAAAUUAUGUAGAUCUCAGUGCAAGUUCCUCAAGAUUGCUUCCGGUGACAAUGCUGUGGUGCCGUAUGCGUGGGGUUCGGUUAUUGUUUCUGCGAGCUGGGAUGGACGUAUUAGUUCAUUCCAAAACUUUGGUCUACCAACACAGCGCUGAAUCGAAGCCUUGGAGAUGAUUUUGUGCCUUAGUGUAAAGGCGUUGGGCCAGUAACUUUUAUCUGCCAACUUAAGGUUCCAUAUGUGUCACCGCCAUGGUGAAGAAGGUGAACGGGUAGACUGCUAAAGCAACAGGAGCUCUGUGGUGAGGACUGGAGCAUGUGAUAAUCUGUUGUGCCUGGCCAUGCCAAGCAGCAGGAGAUAAGGCUUUUCAUCACUUUCUUUGAAGAAUGAGUGCGAACUGGAGAGCUGUUCCCUCAUCAGCCCCAAGCAGGAGGCAGGCAUCCUGAGGUGCCGGAAGCGCCAUUGAAGGGUUACCUGGUUGGGGUCACCCCCUUGAUUAGGAAAGGUUCCCCUGUAUUUAUACAAUUCUUUUAUUUAACAUAGAGAGAAAAAGGAAAGUAAUUAGCGAGUGUGGAAGAGGUGUGUAUACGUUGUAAAUCAGCCUUUUUUGCUGGUCAGUGUUGUGGGGAACGUAAAUAUUGGUAAGGAGGAGAUAUGUGGAUAAGAGUUUUUGUUUUUCCCUUAAGUAUUGGUUAUUUUCGUUCU